GAGCCGUGACCAUCCAGUGUUGGGGUCGGCACCAGAACAUGAGAUUCCUUCUGUACAAAGAUGGAAACCCGAACGCGCUGCAGGACGUGAAGCCGGCUAGGGAUAUGACUCAGUUUCCCAUCCACAAUGUGAGCCGGAAGGACGCAGGGAGCUACAGCUGCUAUUAUCGCUCCAAAUCAGACCCGCCUGUCUGGUCGUACCCCAGCGACCCCGUGGAGCUGGUGGUAGCAGAGCUCCCCGCGCCCGGACCCUCCAUCUCCGUCAUCCCCAGCGGGGUGAUCGCCCCGGGGGUAGCUGUCACCAUCCGCUGUCAGUGUCAGUGCGAGGCCAGGAGGCUAUUUCUGUACAAAGAUGGAAUUGAAAUCUCGGAGCUGGAUGCUGCUGGGGACAGGGGUGAAUUCACCAUCCCCAGAGCCAGACGGGAAGAUUCAGGGAUCUACAGCUGCCGAUCUCGCUCCAGAUCGGAGCCGCCCAACUGGUCAGAUCUCAGUGAUUACAUGCGGAUUGUUGUAGCAGAGCUCAGAUACCCCAAACCUUCCAUCUCCCUGCACCCCAGCGCAGGAGUCGCCCUGGGGGGAGCUGUGACCGUCCAGUGUCGGGGUUGGCGCCAGAACAUGAGGUUCCUUCUGCACAAAUUUGGAAACCCGAAUGUGCUGCAGGACGUGGUGCUGGCUGGGAACGUGGCUGAGUUUCCCAUUCACAAUGUGAGCCGGAGAGACGCAGGGAGUUACUGCUGCUAUUAUCACUCCAAAUCUGACCCAUCCAUCUGGUCGGAGCCCAGCGAUCCCGUGGAGCUCGUGAUAGCAGAGGGAACCGACCCAGAUGGGCUCCAGGAGCCGCAUCCACCCCCGACGGAGCCGGCGGGAGAAGCCCCCCCCAGGCACUCGGAUUUCACCCACGCUAACAUUGCUCGCCUCGCUCUGAGCGCCGUGGUCCUGCUCGUCCUGGGGCUGAUCCUGGCCGAGGGGGCUGUGAUACUGGAGCCUCCAAAUGUCCCCUCGUGGUGGGUUCAGGCGACGAAGGACCCAGGCAUGGAGUUGGUUCUGCAUAAAGCUGGACACCUGAACCUGCAGGUGCGGUCAGUGGUACCUAAAGGGAAAGUGGCUGAAUUUCCCAUCACCAGUGUCAGCCAGGAAGAUGGAGGGAGCUACACCUGCAACUAUCGCUCCAUUACGGAGUAUUCCAGUGACCCUGUCGAGAUCAUUGUAGGAGAGCCCAGCUACCCCAAACCCAACAUCUCCCUGAGCCCCAGCGGGGGGGUCUCCCUGGGGGGAGCCGUGGCCAUCUGGUGUCGGAGGCAGAGCCAGGGCGUGCGGUUCGUGCUGAAUAAAGAGGGACGUCAUUUCCCACCUGUGGAUUCGGAUGGGUUUGGGGCUGUUUUUCCCAUCAGCAACGUGAGCCGGGAGGACGGCGGGAGCUACAGCUGCUCCUAUCACAGGAGAUCGGAGCCAUUCACCGUGUCGUACCCCAGCGACCCCGUGGAGCUGGUGGUGAGAGACGCUGGUUCUAUUCCCACAGAGGGAACCGACCUGACCCAGCCUGGAGCAGUGCCGGCUCCCACCCACCCGGGCAGCACGGGGCCAGGUGAAUCACCGGUUCUGACUUGGCCUGUCAUCGCCGGGGUGAGCACAGUGGCCGCCAUCCUCCUCUUCAUCCUUGUGGCCUUCGUCUGCUUCAGAAAAAAACGAGCCAGAAAAGGAGCCGCACCGAGACCGAGCAGCGUGAGCCCCUUGCGGGUGUUGAAGGCCCCGGAUCAGCAAGACUCGAUCUACACCUCCAUCGAUGAAGAGAAAGAGCUGCAGACCCUGGAACCCAACCCUGAUGCCGACAGACUCACCUAUGCCGAGCUGGACAACCAGGUGCUGCAGGCCAAACAGGGGGCCAAGUCCCCUGCCCCGGAGCCUGCCCAGCCCAGCAUGUAUGCCAUGAUCAACGUGAACCGGGGGCCCUGUGAUGAGAGUCCCCCACAGUCAUGGGGCACUGGCCCACAGGGUGCGACAGACUUUAAGACCAGAAGGGUCCACCCGGAUCAUCUGGAGAGCGCAUCCACGUUUGAUGCUCCAGCGUCGUGCAUUGUGGGUUACCCCUCGCCCGUCUGGGAUGACGAACCGCUGCUACAGAACGGUCGGAUGCGGGAGCCCCUCCUGGGCCUGCAUGCAGAGCUCGCCCCAGCCCUGCGGCGCAAGGACACCCAGAUGAGAGACGUCUCUCGUGGAGAAGUGCCCGCGAUCGCUCUGUGGACAUUGGCGAUUCCAGACUGCUACUGGUCAGUCGUGAAUCCACAGGAAGUGGGGAAGUCGACCGCGGGGCGGCGCGGCCAGGCUGCGGCUGAGCGAGUCGAGGCGGGCGCUGUACUCCGUGAACUUCUUCUGGUAGCGCAGCGCUGUCAUCUGCAGCUCCAGCUGCACGGCCGAGAGCUGGGCCAGCAGCGACUUCUCCCGCUUGCCGGCCCGCAGCGCCUCCUUCUUCAGCUCCUUCUCCAGCCCGCCGACCUUAGCCUGCAGGCAGCUGUUGUGGCCCUGGAGGGCUUCCAGGCAGCAGUGGCCGCCGGCGCGUUGCUCCCGGUGGGUCAGCACCAAGCCGCAGCCCCGCUCGCAGAUGCCCACCGGCCUGGCCUCGCAGCUCUCCCGCAUGUGGGCGUCCACGUCGCGCCGGUUCAGCACCUCGCUGCACCCCGGGUGGCGGCAGCGGGCCGGCGAGUAGUCGCACCGCUCGGCGUGGGCGCCCAGCUGCUGCAGCUUCACCACUUGCCCGCAGCCCCGGGCGUGGUGCUCGCACUUGAUGUCCAGCUUGAGGAUAAGGCUCUUGAGCGGCAGGACGUGGUUGAGCUCCUUGGUGGAGAUGCGCUGGCACUGCACCGGGCAGCUGCCCUGCUGCACGACCCAGGGCAGCACGCAGCCCGCGCAGAACACAUGGCCGCACGGGGUGUUACCCCUCGCCCGGUCUGGGAUGACGAACCGCUGCUACAGAACGGUCGGAUGCGGGAAGCCCCCUCCCUGGGCCUGCAUGCAGAGCUCGCCCCAGCCCUGCGGCGCAAGGACACCCAGAUGAGAGACGUCUCUCGUGGAGAAGUGCCCGGCGAUCGCUCUGUGGACAUUGGCGAUUCCAGACUGCUACUGGUUGAGCUUUGGGGUGUUGGUGGCAGCGCUGAGGGGUCCGUCGCUGCCCUCAUCAUGGCAUCUGCUCUCACCAUCCUCCUCCUCAGCUGCUGGCUGGCCGGGCACAAUGGGGUGUGGGGAGAGCCCAGCUACCCCAAACCCAGUAUCUCCCUGCUGAGCCCCAGUGGGGAGGUCUCCCUGGGGGAAACUGUGAGCAUCUGGUGUAAGAGACAGCGCCAGGGCCUGCGGUUCGUGCUGAAUAAAGAGGGACGUCAUUUCCCACCUGUGGAUUCGGACGGGUUUGGGGCUGUUUUUCCCAUCAUCAACGUGAGCAGGGAGGACGGUGGGAUCUACAACUGCUCCUAUCACAGCCAAUCCGAGCCGUUCAACAUGUCAUACCCCAGUGACCCCAUGGAGCUGGUGGUGAGAGAUCCCAGCUUAACCAGACCCAACAUCUCUCUGAGCCUCACUGGGGUCAUGGCCCCAGGAGCAGAUGUCAUCAUCUGGUGUCAGGGGCAGCGCCGGGACGUGAGGUUCUUCCUGCACAAGGCUGGAGACCUGAACUUGCAGCAACAGAUGGACCCUACUGGGGCCGGGGCCGUGUUCCGCAUCCCCAGCGUGGGCCGGCAGCACGGAGGGAGCUACAGCUGCAGCUACCGGCCCCAGUCAGAGCCCUUUGUCUCCUCGCAGCCCAGUGACACCGUGCAGCUGGUGGUAGCAGAGCCCACUCUGCCCAAACCCUCCAUCAGCCCCAGCAGGGAGGUCUCCGUGGGGGGAUCUGUGUCCAUCCAGUGUCUGGGGCUGCGCCCGGGCGUGCGGUUCGUGCUGAAUAAAGGGGGACGCCAUGCUGCACAUGUGGAUACGGACAAGUCGCAGUUUGUGUUUCCCAUCAACAAUGUGCAGUGGGAGCAAGGCGGGAACUACAGCUGCUCCCAUCACAGCAGAUCGGAGCCGUUCACCGAGUGGAGUGACCCUGUGGAGCUGGUGGUGAGAGCAGCCCCCCUGGGGUACCCAGAUUUCAUCAACAUCAACAUUGCCCACCUGGUGCUGAGCGCUGUGGUCCUGCUCAUCCUGGGGCUGAUCCUGGCUGAGGCCUAUUACAGCCGCCCGAGGGGGGCACCCUAGGAGCCUGGAUCUGGCCGCGCAAGGAAGCUAAUAUCCUGGGGGACGAGCUGCUUCCCCAUGGGGUGCUGAGACGCCGGCACAACCCCCCCUGCCCCCAAACACCCCUGCCUCAGAGAAUCCUCCCCCACAACAGCUCCUGACCUGACAGCAACUCCCCAGGAUUGAACCCUCAAUGCCAUGUGUGACGUUGCACUUCUUAUUUUUAUGGAAAUAUGCUGAUGGGUGUGAAUAUAAUGUAACUGGAAUAUGCUUUAAGCAAAAGCUCUCUUGUAAGGUAUCAUUACAAAGCUUAUGAUCUACUGAGCGUGGCCAUCCUGUUUGGAUGAAUGUAUCUUUCUUGUAUCUAAAACUAGAAAUGUGAAGUUAAUUCUGAGGUUCUCUUGUAGUUAUGCAAAGCAAGGGCCAUUAAUGGUGAUUUAGAGUCUUGAUGGCUCCCAUUGACUAGGACAAUGGCUGUAGAUGGCUCUGUUUUCCUGAGCCUCCACUGCCUACCUGCAGGCCAGUCCUGAAAGAAGGGAGGGGCUCAUGGGACAUGUGAACAUGUCACCUGAUACUGGAAUCCAUCUUUAACCUGCUGCUUUUCCAUUUAGAGGGAGGGCUGGGAA
Molecule: messenger RNA, 4828 nt
Organism: Chelonoidis abingdonii (Abingdon island giant tortoise)
Lineage: Eukaryota; Metazoa; Chordata; Testudines; Testudinidae
Source: RefSeq, a predicted model, not a curated record